AGCUGUUUCCUGUUUAUAUUACUAAGUUAUGAAGAGAAAAUUUAAACUUAAAUUAAUAACUUAAACUCUUACUUUAAUACGAAGAACUAGGAAAGAAUCGUAAUGGAAAAGAACAUUAAAUUCUUUAUCAUCACCGGCGAUCCGGGAGUUGGCAAGACUACUUUAGUAAAGAAACUGUGUACCUUAUUAAAUUCGAAGGGUGUUAAAACUAUAGGAUUCUUGACUGAAGAAGUUAGACGAAACAGAUGUAGAGAAGGCUUCGAUGUUGUUACUUUAGAUGGUACAAGAGGACGCCUUGCCAGAGAUCAAAAUUUGCUUCAGUCUCCUUCAAAAUAUACUGUAGGGAAAUAUGGUGUCCUCAUACAAGAAUUUGAGAAUGUAGCCUUGCCCUCUAUAAAUAACACCAAAGUAUUACAAUCAUUAGUAGUGAUUGAUGAGAUAGGAAAAAUGGAGUUCUUUAGUUCCAAUUUUAAAUCUAGAAUAAAGGAAAUCUUUGCUCCAGAUUCAAAGACUUAUGUGUUGGCCACAAUACCACUAAGGAAGAGUGAUCCUCUUAUAGAAUCUAUAAGGACUAACAGUAUGGCAAAAGUAUGGACUGUGACAAGAGAAAACCGGAACAAUAUUCAUGAAGAAAUAUUAGGUGAAAUUAAUUUAUCUAUGUAAUAUACGAAAAUAUUAGUAUCUAAUAGUAAUAAAUAAACACCAUGAUUUAUUUUUAUUGAG
This is a messenger RNA of Vanessa tameamea, 723 nucleotides long. Its product is annotated as nucleoside-triphosphatase THEP1. Gene Ontology annotation, molecular function: ribonucleoside triphosphate phosphatase activity. The transcript has 4 exons. Lineage: Eukaryota; Metazoa; Arthropoda; Insecta; Lepidoptera; Nymphalidae. The record is from RefSeq and is a predicted model, not a curated record. Bases 103 to 663 code for a protein of 186 amino acids.